CCGUAGUCAGACAGUCAGUGGAACAAUGUCGGAGGAGGGCUCGGAAAGUUCUUCACAGGCAGUGACCGUGGCUGAUGUACAGCAGCUGGUGAAAAAGAAAGAUGCCAUUGAGGCUCAGAUCAAAGCUUACUAUGAUAUUUUGGAGGGGCAAAAUAAAGCUGGAAUGGAUGAGCCUUUAGUUGAUGUUGAAGGAUAUCCUCGAAACGAUAUUGAUGUUUAUGAAGUUCGAACAGCUCGGCAUAAUAUCAUUUGCCUACAAAAUGACCAUAAAGCCUUAAUGAAACAAAUUGAGGAAGCACUCCAUCAGCUACAUGCACGUGACCGGGAGAAGCAUAGACUGGAUGAGGCAGAAGUGCAUCCUGAAGUAAUGGAACAGGAGAAUAGUUUACCCGCUGCUUUUGCCAAAGUAGACACUGUUAGUCCAAGUUCACCUGCCCAUAUUUCGGGUUUGCAAGUUGGUGAUGAAAUAAUAGAAUUUGGUUCAGUAAAUACUCAAAACUUUCAAAACUUACAAAAUAUUGCCACAGUGGUGCAGCACAGUGAAGGGAAUCCUUUAAACAUAACAGUUAUUCGAAAUGGACAAACUGUACAUAUGAGUCUCACACCUCAGCGAUGGAGUGGAAGAGGAUUAUUAGGGUGUAAUAUUAUUCCCUUGCAGCACUAAAGGUUGUUGAUUCAGCAUGAGAAAACCUUCACAAACUGCAAAACACUCACACCACGGCAACAUGAAAUUGGAGCAAAUCUGGACAUUGGAACUUUACAGCUCCCUAUUUCAAGCAAAGUUAUUGAAAGCAAAGUAUUUAUUUAGUUUGAAUAGUUUCUAUGGAAAGAUUUUUUUUCUCCACUUCUUUUUCAGAUUAAAUUUAAAUUCUUUCAUAAUUUACCAUCAUAUCAUUCAUCAACUGAGACUGUCACAGCCUUUGUUGCUAUGGUAUGCGACCGGUGUAUCAAUGGGUGAAAGAUUGAAUUGAUUUUGCUUGCUCUUUAUUUCUAAGCUCAGUUGUAUUGAUUUUGAAUUAAGGAUAUUAUGGAAAACAUUUGCUGAUUUGUAGGGAUUGUUGGUAAAAUACCUGCUUUGGGAAUAGGUCAAAUGCAUAGCUGAGUAUACAAGGGUCUUCAAUGUGCAUAACAAAUUGCAGAUGCUGUGUCUGUAUAAGAAAAAUGGAAAUAUGUAGUUAGUGAGCUUUCUCAUGUGUUAACAUCACAAAUGUCCGAAGUGACUUUUUUAAUACAGGUUCAAUGAUUUUUCUGAAUCUUUACAAUUUCAAAAUACUGAAUAUUGAUUUGUAUUUUAUUGAAAUAUACAAACAGUUCAUGAAUAAAAUAAAUUUAUUUUG
This is a messenger RNA of Hemiscyllium ocellatum (epaulette shark), 1337 nucleotides long. It is a transcript of the gene psmd9, whose product is annotated as proteasome 26S subunit, non-ATPase 9. Gene Ontology annotation, cellular component: nucleus; cytoplasm. The record is from RefSeq and is a predicted model, not a curated record. Lineage: Eukaryota; Metazoa; Chordata; Chondrichthyes; Orectolobiformes; Hemiscylliidae. Gene Ontology annotation, biological process: proteasome regulatory particle assembly. Bases 26 to 664 code for a protein of 212 amino acids. The transcript is spliced from 6 exons. Gene Ontology annotation, molecular function: protein binding.